Fraxinus pennsylvanica is the source of this 1329-nucleotide messenger RNA. The record is from the annotation of a GenBank genome assembly. NCBI's taxonomy places the organism in Eukaryota, Viridiplantae, Streptophyta, Magnoliopsida, Lamiales, Oleaceae.
AUGGUUUCACAAGAUUCCCCCUCGAAUUCCAAUUUAAGUAUUCUACACCAAUUCAUUGUCUCAAACUCCAUAGCUAGUCAGAGUGAGAUUCGAAAUCAACAUUUUGAUCCUUAUGCAGCAAAUUCUAUUGGAAAUAGUCCUCACCCCCAGUCUCUAGGUUUGCUGCCAAACAUUUAUUCUCUUGAUGAAAGAAUAUCUAGAUCUACAGACCUUGUUCAUACCCGUCAACUAACAGAUGAAACUCGUAUAGACCGGGAUAUACGACUAAUCGAUCUUCUUGGAACAUCGACUGAGGUUUCCCAGCAAGCCCAGAGGCUAUCUCUAUCUCUAGGGUCAGUGCAAUCCGGGCAAAGAUCCUUAAAUUCAUCAAACUUCAUUAGUCCUGUUUACACGGGACUUGAUCGAAUGGCCAAUGAUUUCUCUUUCACCGGAAAUGAUUUUUCUCCCAUGAACCAAUCUUGUUCGACAUCAUAUGGAACUGAAUCAUUUGCUGCUGCAAUUGGGAGAUCGAAAUAUUUGAAACCAGCUCAAUCCCUUCUAGAAGAAAUGGUUAGUGUUGGGGGGAAGGACAUUGACUUGAGCAACCAGAACUACGUCGAGAUAUUAUCGCGCAGUUGUAAGAAAGGCUCUUCAUUCGAACUGAAAGCAGAGUUUUCAAACAAUGAACUGUUGAUUGAAAAACAUGAAACUUAUCUCAACCUUGUAAAGCUUAUAGCCUUGCUUGAGGAGGUGGAAAGACAAUACGAGGAUUAUUAUCAUCAUAUGGAGAAAACCGUGUCAUCAUUUGGGGUUAUAGCAGGUUCAAAAGCAGGAAAAUCUUAUACUGCUCUUGCACUCCAAGCUAUUUCCAAACACUUUUGCAGCAUAAGGAAUGCAAUUUUAUUUCAAAUUCAUGUCACACGAAAAAAGAUUACGAAAGAAUUGCCAAGAAUUAGCUCGGGUUUGUCUGAACUAAGCUUGUCUGAUCAAGAAGCAAGACAUAAUCGAAUGUCACUUCAACAGCUAGGAAUCAUCCAAACAUCAAGACAAGUGUGCAGACCGAUAAGAGGACUACCUGAGACUUCUGUGACAAUUCUUCGUGCUUGGCUCUUCGAACACUUCCUUCAUCCAUAUCCUAAUGACUCAGAAAAGCUUAUGUUGGCAUCACAAACAGGAUUGUCAAAGAACCAAGUUUCUAACUGGUUCAUAAAUGCUCGAGUUCGACUAUGGAAGCCUAUGAUUGAAGAAAUGUACAAAGAAGAAUUUGCAGAAUCUUCAACUGAAUCAGAUCAAGUAUUGACAAGUAGUUCCACAACAAGGGAAGGAGUAGGGGAUUCUGCAGAGGACUAA